ACACCUUCCCUCUUAAUUCUCCCUCUGCCUAGAACCUCUCACUAUAUAAUGUCUUCCUCUUUUUUCCUUCUUUCUCCCUCUUUCUCCUCCAACUCUUCCUCUUGACAUCUCUCAUACCACCCUUGUAUAACUCAAGGUUAAAAAGUUGUCUGAAUCAUUUAUAAUUCUCAUUGUCUGGGACAGGAAGCCUGUGUAUACCUAAGGUUACUCAUGUGCCACCAUCUCUAGUAGUCUCCGCGAGGACAGGAAGCCGGCAGUUUGUCAAAGGUCCUCCCAUUUGUCUUGAUAAUUUUAUCCACCUGGAUUUUUAAUUACAGCAAUGUUUUAGUAUUUACUGCUUCGACGGGUAAGCGGUUCCAUUUGUUCAUUACCCUAUAGGUGAAAAAAACCGUCUUGUCUUCCCUACAUUGUGGCUUGAGGUUGAAGCUAUGUAACUCCUUGUGUGUGUUAAAUUUGACCUUUUAAAGAAGUGUUCUGGAUCAGUAUUCUCAAAGUUGUUCAGUAUUAUAAGUUUCGAUGGGAUGAGCUUUAGUAAUGGCUGGUUUGUAGUGUUAUUACUAGUUAGUUCUGUGGUCCACUUAUAUAGUUCUGGCACUGUUCUUAACGCUCGGUGUGGAACUUUCUCCAAAGCAGAUAUUUCCUUCUGAAUAUGACUUGUAGAAUUACUUGUUUAAAAUACAGAUAGAACAAAUCUUCAGCCACACUGCCAUGGGAAGGGGGACCUUUAUAUUUAGAUUUUUUAUUCAGGUAAAGGUAUAUAAAUAGAAGAUGAAUUACAAACAUAAUGUUGGAUUUAUAGAUAGAGCUAGUACAUGCAAUAAAUAAAGCCACUAAUACCCACAGCAUUUCAGGCAAAGUCGUCGGCUUCCUGUCCCCAUGGAGGGGGGAUAGUAUGGCCCCUCAGGUAACUUUGAGUUGUGAGACGUGGACUCCCUGUCCCAGCUUCCCCCCCCCAGAGUUUAGCUUCCCAUUUUCUGGGAGAGGAAGGAAAAGUGUAUGAGGCGGUCCCUAUAUAACCUUCCUGACGCGGCCAGUGGUCCCCUGUGUGUGUGUGUGGUGUUCCUGGCCAGUAACUGGAUGGGUAACCACCUACGGCUACUAGCAUCGUUACACUUUUUAUAUGAAGAAUGGCUGUCGUAUAUGUUGAUGAGAAGAGUGCCAUUAUAGACCAUGAGUCCUGGAUAAUGGAAUUAAUCAGGAAGCACAAAUUUAACCUCCGAGAAGAUGAACCUUCCAAAUAUAUCAGAAUAAAGUUUCAAGAUUUAUUUGAUCUUCGAACACCAUAUUUGAUGGAUGGUCAAGCAGAGAAAGUAGCCAGAGAACUGGAAGGGGAUGGUGACCCCCCUACACAACCAGCAAAGAAAAAGAAAAAGAAAGAACAUGGGAGUCAAAAUGAGGAAGAGUGCGAGGCAGAAGUGAAUCACAUCAUGGAAGUGUUUACGUCGCUUCAGUUAAGAUUGGAGUUCAAAUGCAAGUUUCAGUUUGUACCAAAAGCUGAUGAUUACAGAAGCAACAAUAAACAACUAAGAGAUCUGAGGAAAAGAUUUACAGAAGUCUCCAUCACAAAACUGCCACAGUUGGACAACUAUUAUGGUGGUAGUGAAUUUGAUGGGCAUGUGGUGAAUGGCAUCAAGUAUAUGCUGCCUCCAGGGGUUCGAUACGUGAGUGACGACGUUGCUGCUAUUAAGUCACACUUAUCAAAAGCCAAAUUUGACGUGGUUGUAAUGGAUCCACCUUGGCAAAAUAAAUACGUAAGACGACGAACUCAGAACCAUGGAAUUCAUCAUGGAUACAGCAUGAUGACUGUGCGAGAAAUAGUCGAGCAUCCAGUAGGUGAUCUUCUGCACGAUGGAGCUCUUCUGGUCAUCUGGUGCACCAACAAUAGUUCUCUUAUACAAGAACUCGUCCAAGCACUGUGUGUCUGGGAUGUGCAACUUGUUGCAACAUGGUAUUGGCUUAAGAUAACUAAAGCUGGAGAACUCAUUACACCACUCAAAGGAGCAGGUCACGGCAAACGUCCGUAUGAACGUGUUUUGCUGGCUAGGAAGAUUAGCCCUGGGAUAGUUUUUAAAGAUAUUCCAGAUGGUUUGGUAUUUUGUAGCGUUCCAUGUGGGAUACAUUCACACAAGCCCCCUCUUGAAGAACUUCUGAAAGAAUACAUAGCAGAGCAGGCUCGAUGUUUGGAGUUGUUUGCACGAAGCCUAAUACCUGGGUGGACAUCGUAUGGCCUUGAAGUACUGCGUUUACAGCAUUCAUUUCUUUAUGAGGAUUCAGAUAAAGAUGGAUGAAAUGUUUGAUUUUUCUCAAUGUUGUGUAGUCAUUUUUAUUUGAUAAAUCAUUUCAAACAAAUCAGUCUAUUGUUGAUAUAAUGUACACCCCUCUUAAUAAAUAAAUUAAAAUGAAA
Procambarus clarkii (red swamp crayfish) is the source of this 2404-nucleotide messenger RNA. It is a transcript of the gene Mettl4, whose product is annotated as Methyltransferase like 4. Gene Ontology annotation, biological process: methylation. Gene Ontology annotation, molecular function: methyltransferase activity; nucleic acid binding. The record is from RefSeq and is a predicted model, not a curated record. Gene Ontology annotation, cellular component: nucleus. Lineage: Eukaryota; Metazoa; Arthropoda; Malacostraca; Decapoda; Cambaridae.